This is a messenger RNA of Notothenia coriiceps (black rockcod), 13819 nucleotides long. RefSeq names its product golgin subfamily B member 1-like. Gene Ontology annotation, cellular component: Golgi apparatus. The coding region runs from base 1 to 12507 and encodes 4168 amino acids. The transcript is spliced from 11 exons. NCBI's taxonomy places the organism in Eukaryota, Metazoa, Chordata, Actinopteri, Perciformes, Nototheniidae. The record is from RefSeq and is a predicted model, not a curated record.
AUGUAUGUUCGUAUUAUUACAAAAUUGCGGCGGAAGUGGGUGGACGUCCGAGGCCAACUCGCGGACGCGCAGCUUCGGAAAGAACGAGGCUACCCUACCGGGCCUCUGGGGCGGUCGAAACUCAGUCGGAAGGAGGAGGUUGAAGGACCGACAGGGGCCUCGAACGGUCACGGAGACCUCAGCCUCGGUCGUCUUUCUUGGUCAUGGCUGGAUGCUGCCACAGCCCAAAAGCAGGAAGUCACCAUCGAAACUCUACAAUCUGAGCUCGAUCAGACCAACGAGGAGCUGGACAAACUAAAUUCCUCCCACUUAGAAGAACGAGCCCAACUCAUUCAUGACCUUCAGAGCUGUGAGCGGGAAAUCGACAGACUCAAAGAUGUCGUGUUGGAGAAGGACGAAGAGAUAUCAACGCUCUCCGGUAACAUGGCGGAGUACGCGGAGCAGGUCACGAUGAUGAAGCGAGACAUCAAACUCAAAGACGAGACCCUGGUCCGUGUGGAAACUGCUCUGAGUAAAGUAGAGCGGGAAGCCAUGAUUCUCAGAGAGUCGCAGACUUCAGAGCAGAAAGAUCUGGAUGGAAAGAUCACAGAGCUGGUGGAGAAACUCAAAGACACUGAGAUGGAGUUGCUCAACGCUAAAAAGGAAAGCGAGUGUAAGGUGACGGAGGUGGAACAUCUGAUAAAGCAAACUGAAGAAGACAAGAUGACAAUUCAGGAGCUUCGAGGGGAGAUCCAGAAACAGAUCGUGAGCCAGCGUAACCAUCUUACUGAAUGUGAAACGCAUAUCGCUUCACUAAAGGAGCAGCUGACUUUAUCCACACAAAAGCAGCAGGAAUCAGAAGCACUCCUUCUGCAGCUCAAGGACCAAAACACCAGCAGUGAGCAGAUACAGCAGCAGCUUAAUGACAAGGAUCAAAAGUAUGAGGAAGAACUGAAAUCGUCCAAGGAGGAACAGAACAAACUCUUGGCUCAGGUGGAGAAAUACAAUCACGAAAUGCAGACGUUGUCCAAACAGUUAGAGGUGCAGGUACAGAGUGAGGAGCACAUCAAAAAGGACAUACAGGAGAAACUGGAAACCAUAGCAACACUGGAAAACAAACUGAAGACCACAGAUAAUCAGGCUGAGGAGGAGAGGCAGAACUUCAACACUAAGAUGCAAAACCGCGACUCAGAAAAGGAGAAACUGAGCAAUGAACUCGAAAGCAAAUCUGAAAAUAUCUCCAAACUCAGAGGUCUAUUAAAAACCAUGAAGACGGAGAAAAAGCAGCUGCAAGAUAAACUCAAAGGGCUAACAGAGGAGCUGGAGCUACAGAAGCAGAGUGCAAAUGAACUUAAUGGAAAGGUCACGUCUGCUCUUGAACUCAACAGCAGUCUUGAGAAGCAGGUAGAUUGCCUUACGAAAGAGAAAGAGAGACUUGAAAUGGAAGUAACGGAAAGCGUAAAAAGUAUUUCCGAGGUCUCACUCGAAAAGGAUUCCUUGCAAGCCAAAGUAUCCACAUUGGAAACUCAGUAUUCACAAAACAACGCAAUAAUUGAAGAGCUACAAAGGGCUAAAGAGGAUUUGACUCAUCGCAGCAAUGAGUUGAAUAAAGUUCUUGAGCAAAGCACGCACUCAACCUCAGAGGUCCUCCUGGCGAAAACGAAUGAAUGUAGUAAUCUCAGCCAGUUACUCAGGGAAAGGGAGGACAAGGUGACACGUCUACAGGAAGAAGUACAACGUGUAUCUUCUAAGGUAGAGCAGCUUCAGCAGGACAUGGCAGAAAAAGACCAGGUUGUAAUAGAGCAUCGAGCGCAGAUAGAAACCCAAGAAAACCAGCAAACACAACUUCAGGAAACAGUUUCUCUGCUGCGAGAACAGGAGAAAGGUCUGAAGUCUGGCUUAAUGGAGAAGGAUACGAUAUUAAAAGAGAAACAGGAAGGGUACGACAGUUUGCAGAGUGAAAUUACGCAACAGAAAGAUAUUGUUUCUAAGCUACAAGCAGAAGCUGAAUCUCAAAAUGUGGACCACUUGAAGCUUCGCACGCAGAUUGAAGAGAAAGAAGGGAUGUUGAAAAAAAUGACGCAGCAGUGUCAAAAACAAAAAGACAAAGUCAACGAUGCUAACAAAUCUGUUAAGUCUCUGAGUGAACAAAUCCGUGUCCUGGAAGAAAAGGCCGGACAGCUCGAAGCUGAAGCUGAACGCAGGCAAAUGGAGAUAGCUAGCUUAAACGGCAACAUCCAGGCAAUACGUGAGGAAAACCAGCAACUCCGUGCCGCUUGUGAAAGCAGAGAAAUGCAGCUUUCUCAGCAAACACAACUUCUAUCUGAACUUGAUGGACGCCUUAAAGCGACUCUUGAACAGAACUCCAGUUUUAGCGUACAGAUUAGCAGCCUAACAGAAAACAAUCAGAGACUACAAGAGGAGUUAGCGCAGAACACCAAAUCUGUUUCUGAGCUAGCCACUGAGAGGAAGUCCCUCCAAGAACAAAACUCUGGGCUUGAAAGUCAAAUCUCGGAGAAGCAGAAGAUUAUUGAAGAGGUGUUGAAUGAAAAGGAGAUGCUUACUGUUGCAGGAGAUGAAUUGAAAAAGAUCCUGCGGGAAAGCGAAACGUCGAACUCUGCAGGUUUGCUGGAGAAAACGAGUGAAUGUGCUAAUCUGUUGAAAACGUUAAGGCAGAGAGAAGGACAGCUUGAAAGUCUAGAAGAGCAACUCGAUGCCUUUAAGAAGCAAGUCAGUCAGCAAAGUUCACAGUUGGACGCUCAGCAGGACCAACUGCUGCAACUUCAGGAUACGAUAUCAAUGCUUCAGGAACAAGGAUCUGUCCUCAAGUCAGGGCUGAUGGAGAAAGACAAGAUGUUGCAGCAGAAAGCAGAGGAGAGUAGUUUCUAUCAGAAUGAAGUUGUGCAACAGAAAGCCUUAAUAUCACAGAUGCAGGGUGAGUUCGAGUCACUCAGGCAGGAGUGCUCGGAGGCGAAACAGCAGAUAGAGCAAAAAGAAAAGACUUUACAUAACCAGAAAGACGAGCUGGACAAACGAAGCGAGUCGGUGAUCUCGCUCAGCGGUCAGCUCGGUGCCAUGAACCAGAGCGCUGCAGAGGCAGAGGUUGAGAUUACAAACCUAAAGAGUGCUGUAGAGAAACUCACUGCAGAAAACGGUCAGAGAGAGGAGCAGAGGAAAGCAGAGAUCAUCGAUUUGAACGAUAACAUUCAAGCACUGAAUGAGCAGAAUACAAGAUUGAAAUCUGAAUUUCAGAAAACAGUGGCAGAGUUGUCCAAAGCACAGGACGAGGUGACGCAUUUCAAAACAGCCGUCGGUGAUGUGGACAACAAACUUAAAACUGUAGACUCUGAAAAAGAUAGGCUUAAUUUGGCAAUGCAAGAAAAACAUGAUUUGAUCCAGAAACUCAACAGUAGGAUCAGUGAGCAGCAGGAGCAGCUGAAACGGAACGAAGAAAACAAUGUCAGUUUAAAAGCAAAGGUUUCAGAACUUGAAGAAUCUGUGUUUGGACUCAGAGGCGAAGUCGAUAGUCUUUCUGCAGAGUCUUCUAUCCUGAAAACUACUUUGGAGAAAAAAGAACAAUCAAGUCUUGAAUAUCAAAGUAGUUCUUCAGCUGCCGUUGAAAACCUCAACUCAAAUCUACAAGCCAAAGAGGUGGAGUGUGAGAGCUUGAAAGAAAAGAUGUCCCACCUUGAGGAAUCGACCACAAAGCUCAACAGCACCCUCCAAGUUCAGAUGUCUGAAGCAAAACAUCUGAGAAAGGCAUUGGGAAAAAAAGAGUCCGCUCUUCAGGAACAAUCAAAGUCCCUUCAGGAAAUCCAGAGAACAUCCGAUGAAGCUUUGCUCUUCAAAUCUCAGUUCAUGGAAAGCACAGACUUGGUGUCACAGCUACAGAAUCAAAUCCAACUGCUGUCCACCGAGUCUGCAAACCUCAGACAAUCAGCAGAAGAAACACAAAGUGCCUUUAACAACCUACAAGAGAAGUAUGCAGCUAACUUAGAGGAGCUGCAGGAUGUGAGACAGCAAGUGUCCCAAAGGACUGAUGAGGUGUUAAACCUUCGGAGGUUAUUGGACGACACCAGUAACGAACAUCAGACGGCAAAGACGAUGAUAGAAACUCUGAGAAAUGAUUUAUCUGAGACGCAUCACAAACUCCAGAAAACAGAAGAGUUGAACUCCAUUCUGUCAAACGAAAAGGACGAGGCCUUUGCUUCUCAUCAAGCAAGCGUUUCACUGCUGACCGUGGAAAUAGACAGACUCAAAUCACAACAUCUUCAAGUCGUGGCACAGAUGAAUGCUCUCACAGAAAACGUUGAGCAGAGGGAAAUGGCUCUCCAUGCGAUUAACAGUCAGUACACAUCGCAGGCCAAACACGCAUCUCAGCUGGUGUCGGAAAUGCAGAAACUAGAACAGCAGAAUAAGAGACUAAAUGAGGAGAUUAGUUUGUCAAAGAACGAGCACCAGAAGCUUCUCACGGCCGUCAGUCAUGAAAACACACAUUUGCAGGAGGAGGUUAGGAAACAUCUAGCAGAGAAGGAGGGGCUGGAAAGGAGUCAUCAUCAAAUAUUGGCCUCCCAGGUUCAAAUGGAGCAGCAGUCCAGCAGCACAAAGGAGAAAAUGACGUCCGAGAAGGAGAGCCUUCAAGCCAAGGUUAGUGCCAAAGAUGAGGAAGUUUCUCAAUUAAAAGAAAACAUUCACAGGAUAGAGCAAAUUCUGCAGGAUUCUGAGCAAGAGUGGCUCUUAGUUUUGGAUAAAGAGAAACAGGAUAGGAACAUACUCGCAGAACAAUUGCAAAGUGUUGAAAAUGAAAUGAAGUCUAAAGAUGUUAAAGUUAAUGCUCUGAAAGGAGACCUGGACAGUUUGCAGGAGAAACUAGCAGAGGCUUCAUCUGCGAUCAGGCAGGGGUCCGAUCAACUGCGCGCCAAAGAGCUGGAGGCAGCAGCAUCCAGGGUCCAACUGGAGAAGGUUUUAGCUUCGUUCCAGGAAAAGGAUAAUGACAAUGAUAAUUUGCAACAGGCUCUAAAAGCGGCAGAACAUGAGUUACACAAACUUGUAGUGAUCAGGAAUGGUACUAACACAGAUUUGUUAGCUAAAGGAUCAGCAGAUUUAGGGACAGAAAAGGCCUCUUUAAAGGACAUGAUUACACAAUUACAAGAAAGCCACCAGUCGGAGGUAGCUGCUCUGAAACACGAGUUGGAUAAAACAGUGACACAAUUACAAAACACCCAGAACACACUUGAGAAAGGAGAGAGGAGUAAUGAUGAAAAGGGUCAACAAAUGUCACUUUUGCAAGAGAUGGUCGAGCAUCUACAGACGAGGCUCAACGCUGAGUCGGAGAAAGUGAAAGAAGCUUCUGUCAAACACUCGUCCCUACACUUUGAAUCACAAGAGAAAUAUGAGCAGAUCAACUGUUUGAGCAUUCAGAUAAGUCAGCAGCAGGAGCUUCUCGCUGGACUCAGUCAGCAGUUAAGGGAUAAAGACGCAUCCAUCGCCCAACUCAUAGCAUCAGCCUCAAAUGAAAGGGUGAAACUCGGUGAGGAACAGUCAUCUCUAACGGCACAAUUGGAAAGCAUGGAGCAGGAACACAACACCUCCACGAAGAAGCUUGAAGAGAUGUCUCAGCAGUUAGAGGAACAGAUGUCAAGCUCUCACAGUGAAAUAGAGAGCAUGAGUGCAGAGAAGAUCGAGCUGAUUAAGAAAAACGACGAUCUGAAGAGCGAACUAGCCAAGGUGUCGAAAGAGAAAGACGCAACGAAGAAGAAGCUCCAAGCUGCUCUCGUUGUGAGGAAGGAUCUGAUGAAGAAAAUCGAGCGAUACGAAAGCCAGAAAGAAGAGAGUGAGAACAAUAAAACGGAGGUUUCACUUUUACAGGAUAAAUUACAGGAAGUAAAAAAUCAAGUCCAGGCGUCUGCUCAGAUAUAUGAAGAACACGUGUCAGUUCUUGAGAAGAGACUUCUUGAGAAAGAAGGAGAGAUUCUUGAACACAAACGUGGAAGUGAAAGACUUGUGGAACAAUUACAGUCGGAAAAACAAGUCUUGAAAGCCACACUCGACGAGAAAGAAGUUUGUUUAUCACAAACUUUGCAAACGCUGAAUGAGAAAAGCUCUCUGCUGGAGAAGCUGCAGUCCACUGCUUCUGAGAGAGAGGAAGCAUUCGACCAAGAGAAGAACAGCUGGGCGCAAAAAUUAGAAGACCUUCAAAAUGAAAUAAAGACCUAUCAAGAUGAGAUAAAGGUUAGAUCGUCCUCCACAUCUACUGCUGUUGAUUUAGAGAAUGAGCUUGCUCAAAUCAAGCUUGAAAAGGCAAAGCUACAGAGAAAGGCUCAGGCUGCCUUGCUGGCGCGCAAAGAGACCCUGAAGAAAGCUCAAGAAAGUGAAAAUAAAUUAACUCAAGAGCUAGCCGAACUGAAAGACGACUACAAGGCUCUCCUGGAGCAGCGCUGUCAGCAGACCAAUGAGUUAAGCGCCGUCCAGUUAGACUUCGACGAGAAGGUCAGGGAACUGGAGACGCUCCGUGAUAACUCUUUGUCUGUUCUAGAUGAGCUUAAAACCCUAAGACAGCUUGUCGAGGAGAAGGAUAAAACUCUCCACGGUCUGAAGAUGACUCUGGCGGAGAAAGAGAGCGAGUGCCAUUCUCUUUCAAACCUGCAGAAAGAGCUGGAACAGGUUCAAUCCAAAUGUGAGAGUAUGUCUCUUGAGAUGGCAAGAAAAGAAGAGGCUCUAGUGGAAGUGGACCAAGAUGCAGGUGCUUUGAAAUCACAACUUCUCAAGGUAGAGAUUGACUUGGAGAAAGCUCAGGCAGAAGUAACAGAGAAAACAGAAGAAGUUGAGAAAUAUCUGGAAACAAUCAGAGUUGCUGAGCUGCAGAGCCAACAGGAGAAGCAAGCUUUAUUGAAUGAAAAUACAUCUCUGGAGACCCGUCUGAGCAUCGCUGAGUCUGCACUGGAGGAACGCAUGCACGCAAAUGAAGGAAAAUAUCUACUUUUAAUGGAGGAGAAAAAGGCUCUUUUGGAGAAAAGUAAUACGUUGAAAGUGGAACUCGAGACAACAGUUGAUUUAGUUUCACAGAAAUCCUCAGAAGUUUCAAAAGUCCAAAAGACUUUAGCAGAAACACAGCAGCAGCUCAGUGACUCAGUGACUCAGCUUGAAAAAGCACAACUUCAUUGCACUGAAAAACAAUCACAUUUGGAUUUGUUGAAGCAAGAAAUAGAAAACGCUUACAGAUUAAUUGAUGAGCUCCGAAAUGAGGUUACCACCCUGGAUAAGCAACUAAAGGAGAAAGUGAAUGAGCAGCUACAUCAGAACAAGCCUGACAUGUGUGCCGAUGUUAACGAAGAAGUCGUAAGCUUGUCUUGCAAAAGUGCUGAAAACUUUGAGGUGAAACUAAAGGAGAGAGAUGAUGCCUUGCUCGUUUCUCAGGCUCAAGUUUCAGAAAAGGAAGAACUAAUUGCUGCACUUGAACUGCAAUUACAACAACAAAUGAAAAUAAAUGAAACCACCAUUGAAAAGAUGAGAACAGAGUCUGAUGAGUUUCAGAAAUCUCGAGACAAUGGCGGAAAAAUGAAUAAUCAGGACAACCAAAGCAAAGUUGCUCUCCUAACCAGGAAACUUCAAGCAGCUUUACUUUCCAGAAAAGAACUCUUGAAGGAAACUGCGAUGCUAAAGGAGGAAGUGGAAAAGCUGUCAGACAAACAUGCAGCUCAAGAAGCCGACUACUUCACUCUGGAGGCAUCAGUGCUGAAGUUAAAGCAACAAAAUACGGACUUGGAAAGCUCUGUGUCAUCCCUGAACAAACAGAGAGACGGGCUCAGGGCUGACGCUGACGGCACCUUAAAGGAUAAUCGCAGUUUAUCCGCAGCCUGUGAAAGCUUGAAGCUAACCAUCGAAAACAUCACACAGCAGAAACAGGCUUUCUCCUGCCAGCUGGAAUCUCUUAAAGACUCUCAAACAGACGAGCUUACCAAGUGGAAGUUGAAACACGCCGAGCUGAAACAAGAGUACGAAUCUCUUUUACAAGCUUAUGAAAAUGUGAGCAGUGAAAUGGACAAGAUGAGACAGCUUUUGGAAGGGGCUAAAAGAGAGAGGCAGGAAGCCCUCAGGAAAAUCCACAAACAUGAAUCUGAGAUGGAGAUUCUGGAAAAGCAAGCUAGAGAGAUGGAGGAAGAAAAUGGAAGAAUUAAAGACAAGAUGCAAAUAUUUUCCAAACAGAAACGGCAGAAGAUUGAGGAGCUGGAGGAUGAGAAUCAGAAAAUGAGAAAAGAGCUGAAUGAGCUUGAAGAAAACCACAAAAUGGCGACGUGCGAGAUGACUGAAAAAGAUCAGCAAUUGGAGACCGAGAUUUCCCGACUUAAAGAGAAGCUCACUGAGUUUGAGGUUGAAAAUAACCAAUUGUCAGAAAAGCUUGAAGAAGCCAGCUGUUCAUUGGAAGUGAAGCACUCCAAAUCAAAUGACUACUCAAACAACAUGCAACUAAAACUUGAUGAAGCUCUGAGUUUGAAUAACUCACUGACAGCUCAGAUUGAAUCCCAGAAAACAGAACUCGGUGCUCAGUUGGAAAUGUACAACUUGUUACUGAAAGAGAAGCAAAACCUUUCUGGAAGAAUUGAGUCGAUACAGAAUGAUCAGGAAGCUCAACUGGGACAGAAAGAUGAUGACAUUAAAGAGCUCAAAGACAUAAUCAACAGACACAGUCGAGAAACUAUCAGCCUGAAUGAGAAGGUGAGGAUCUUAGAGGACGAUAAGUCACUUCUGCAGGAGGAGCUUGAAAAUGUUCAAGACAUUUCAGACAAAGUUAAAAAUGAAAAUGAAUAUUUGGAAACCGUGAUCCUCAAGAACACUGAGAGGAUUGACGAUCUGACCGAGUCGGUCUCUGUGUUGCAAACCCAGAACAAGCAGCUGUCCUCUCAGCUGGCCGUCAGCAAAGACAUGAGCAGUCAAGUUCGCAAAGAGAAAGAACAGGAGCAGCUGAAGUUAGUCCGGGAGUUUGAGGAGAAGCUGAAGACGGUUCAGCGAGGCAGUGAAGGCACCAAAAAUGUGAAGAAAGAACUGCAAGAGCUUCUCAAAGAAAAGCAUCAGGAGAUCAAUCAGCUUCAGCAUAACAGCAUCAAAUACCAGGAACUGAUUCUAGAUCUAGAGAGGGCUCUGAAGACAUCUCGGUCAGCCUGUGAACAGUCUGAGAAAGAAGUGAAGAAAAGCUCUGAGAAAAUGGCGGUGUUAGAGGAGAGAAGUAAACAAGUUGAAGCUGAGCUGAUAACGCACACGAACCUCCUCCAGGAGGCCGCAGCAAAGAUGUUGAGUGUCGAGUCUGAAAGAGAUCAGCUGGCUCUGGACAUGUCAGAGGAAAGUAAAAAGCUUGAGGAUCAGCUCAUAGAGAAAAGACAACAGCAUAUAGAUGAGAUGCAAUACAAUUCCUACAUGGAGAAUGAAGUCGUGUUACAGCAACAGAUUGAUGACCUUAAGGAGUUAACGGAGAAAGAAAGUCAGAAGGUGAAUGAACUGAGGCAGCAGCUGGACUCUCAACAUCUGCAGAUAAACACUUUCAAAAGAUCAGCGGAGACUGAUGAGGCGAAGCUCUCGGCUUUAUCUGCCACUCCUCAGGGAGCAGAUGCUUCCAAACUGUGGAACGAUUUGUACCAAAAGACGUUACAUGAGAAAGAUAACCAGCUCCUGGAACAGGGUUUCGUGAUCAAACGAUUCCUGGAUGACAUGAGAGUGAAAGAUAAAGAGAUGAAUGAGGUCCGAGUGACCAAGUCCCGACUGGAGAGGACUCUCAAUGAAUACUCGAUGGCCGCCGCCGCUCAGCAGAGACAGCUCUUCAUCAUGAGCGCGAGCAACGCUGAAUUGAGUGAGACUGCAGAGCUCAUGGAUGUGCAGGUUAGGGAACUGGGUGCACACGCUGAUCGAUUAGAAAAAGAUAAAAACGUUCUGAACCGAGAACUGGCAGACAAAGAAGGUAUCAUUUCUCUAAUGCAGCUGAAUCUCCAACAAUUACAGAAGUUAAACGAAGACUCAGAUGCUCAGCUGCUGCUUUUACAGUCUGAGAAUGACAAAGUCCAAGCUGACUUCGAGAAGCAAGAGGGACUUUCACUGCAACUGAAAACACUCCUGCAUAGCAAAGACACUGAGAUCUCCUCCUUACUGUCGUGUAAAGACGGACAGAUGUCAGGAUAUCUAGAACAGCUCCAGACCAAUCAUCGUACCCAGGUCGCGCUUUAUGAGGACCGCUUAACCUCUUCACGCUACCAGAGAGAACAGGCUGACCAAGUGUUGAGAGGUCUUGAAGCAAAGGUGAAAAGUCUGCAAAUCCAAGUUACCAAGUCUAGCCAGGAAAAAGAGCAGAUGGCUGCUAAGAUGGAGUCCUUUAAAAACUCAAUGGCGUCUUUACAGAGUGAACGGGAGCGAUUGAUGUCAGAAUACAGAAUACUUGAAGCAAAGAGUCAGUUAAGUUUCAUGGGUAGAGACGGCUCUGCUGACGGGGAAGGUGGCGCCACCAAAGGCCUUAAACAUGAAAUAAGGAAGCUGUUGCACCAAAUGGAUGAUCUCAACUCUGAGAACGCUAUGCUCAGGGCACAACUGGUGCGCUACAGAGAGGAUCUGAACCAGGUUUUAUUCCUGAAGGACAACCAGCUGAAGAUCCUGCUAAAGAAGCAACAGGAUGUGAUCAAAGACCUCGAAAGCCAAAAGGCGGCAGCAGAAAAACAGCAAAGAGCGUCUCAGUUGGAACUUCAAAAGGAAGAAGAAGCAAGCAACACUUUUAAAGCAGAGACCUUGACGCUAACAGCUCAUGUUUCAAAUCUUGAAGCUGAUGUUGUUACUCUUAAAAAGGAAAAGGUCUCGACGAAUAAAGGCAAAGUGAUUAAUGAUUUGCAGGAAGCAGUGGCAGCCAAAGCAGCUGAAUGUAAUGACCUCCAGCAGAGAGUUCUCUCUCAGAAACUCCUCAAUGACGAGCUCAAGGAGAAAAUGCAGCUGUUGGAAAAAGAAACGGAGAAAAGCCUCGGUGAAGCUGAGGACAAAUACAACAGUGAGCUGGACGCCUUCGAGCGCGAGGUGGUGCUGAUGAGAAACGAGCGAGAGACGGCCGAUGGACGAGUCGCCGACCUCGCGAAAGAUCUCUUGGAAAUGGAGCAGCAGCUAUCGGAGGCUAAAACACAAAGCAAAAACACCAAGGCUCAGAAUGAGUCCAUGGUCAAAGCCAUGGUCGCUCUGCAGGACGACCGAGACCAGCUCAUCGAAGACUUCAAGGUCCUGAGGAACAGAUACGAUGAAGAACUCAGAGAGACUCAGGCGGCUUUGAACAACAUGGAGCGCAGUCUGCAGGACGCCACCUCCGACCUGGCCAUGGUCGCCAAAGAGAGGGACAUCAUAGUUCAGAAGUUAAAAGCUUUGGAGAACAAAGACGCGCACGCAGAGCUCAGCAAGCUGUUGGAUGAUCUGUCGAAGGAGUUGUCCGAGAAGGAAAGGGACUUUAAGCAAGUGGUGCAGGAGAAUAGCACCUUCAGCAGGCAGCUGUCGGCGUUCUCCAGAUCUAUGGCCAGCCUGCAGAACGAUCGCGAGCGGCUGAUGGAUGAUUUGACCAGCGCCAGAAAAGAGGUGGAGUCGAGCCAAGGGUCAAGCCCCAGUGUGGAUCGAUCUAAAGGAAGUGUCCUGCAGAAUGAGAGGGAAGCGCCGCAGAAGAUGGAGAAACUCCAGCAAACUGUAAACAUGCAAACUUAUGGACAAUCACCUGAAAAGGAAAUCAUCAGCUACCAGGAGGAAACAGCAAAUCUGAGAUCUGACACAGAGCGGAGGGACACACUGCCAGUCAAGGAGAGCGUGGUCCUGGCCGGUGGGAGUGGAUGGGAGGAAGUUGUUCGUCAGCUGGAGGCCGAGAGGGUCCGGCUGCACGGAGAUCUGCAGCGCUGCAUGUACGAGAUCCAGCAGAGAGACCUGUACCUGCAGCAGCUCAACAUCAAGUUGCAGCAGGCGAUGGAGGAGAAAGGUGGGUUCUCGGCUCAGUUGAGAGCCGUUUCCCAAACCCUGAGGGACACCCAGACGCGCUGCCACUGGCUGGAGAGCCAGGUCCAGAACCAGAACCAGGCUCAGGGGGCAGUGUUUGCUGAGGUUGCACCUGGAGCCCCCCAGGAGAGGAGCAACAACUCCAUGAUGUCUGACACGGCUGAAAACACUCAGCUCCAAGAAAGGCUGCUGGAGCUGGAGCAGAGUUUAACAGACGAGAGAUCGAGAAGAGAGACGGCAGAAGAGGCUCUACGACUCGCUGAGGACCGAGCCAAGAGUGUGAGCUCCAGUCCGAGGGAUUUCAACAUCGAGAUGGAAACAGAGGAGGAGUGGGAAGCUCUGAGUCUGAACCCGAACCAGCCUCUCAUAACAAGAAAGGUGAAAGGAGGCAUGGUGGCGUGUCGCCGCUGGAUCAGGGGGCGGAGCCUCUACUUUUCGCGCCUGCUGACGAGCCGCGCCCGCUCUCGACAUCUCUUCCUGUUCUACCUGCUCUCCGUCCACCUGCUGCUCCUCAUGUGCCUCACCGGCGCCCUGUAGACCGGCUAAUCUAAUCUCACAGGAACAUUAAAGUAAAAGUCAGAUUUUAGCUCAUACUGCAUUUUUAUACCCUCUGUGUGUGAUAACGCAUGGUGAAACACUACAAGAGGCGCACAUACAUUAGAGGAGAGGAUGUUAAAGUUACGUUUUGCAAGGUUUUAUGGGAAAUCCUCCACAAAAUGUGUAUUUUUUAUUUAUCAGAUGGUUUUUUUGUAACAUUUAAAAGUGAGUUUCCUUUAAAUUAACACAGAGGUUUUUCUUUACAUAUUAUAUAGUAAUUUAAGCCUUAAAAGUAUGAGAAUCUCCUCUUCCCUUGCUGUAUUAUUUAGGUGUGCUGUCUUCAGUUUGUUUUAAAACCCAAAUUAAGAAGCAAGACGAGGAAAUAAAGUUUAAUUUUUGACACAAGAUAAAGAAGAAAAUACUUGAGUAAAGCCUAAGAAGGUGCAGAAAGCCAUAUCCUUUGCUAACACUAAUAUUUAAAUGUCACACACGUUUGCACCAGCUGCUGCUUCCUCUCACGCCUGGUUUCAUAUCUUGCACAUAAUCGUGAUGCUGAGUUUAAACUAUGCACUGACGCUCCAAAAGUGUACAUAAUAAUCAUAUGAUAUAAUCUCAGAAGCACUACACCCCCUGUCUCCUCUUGAACUGCAAACCCAACGCAGUUUUAAAUAUGCCCGUUAAAUAAAGACAGACGAAGGUUCGAUAUAUGCUAACUCUAUUGGAAGUGUACGGUGGCUGAAAGGUGCGAACGCGCUACAACGGACUAAAACAUUUCCAUUAGCAGAAACACGCUGCAUCUUCAGAAACCAUCCAAAUAUACAAACACAAAUGUUCCAAAACACAUGCCGAUGAAUCGUUACCAACUUGACGAGACAUGCGCAAAUAGAAAAUGCUACAAGAAGCUAAAUACACAACGAAGACCAGGGGACUUUAAAAAGUGACGCACACAGCUGGAAGACCAGAGGACACUAAAAAGUGACGCACACAGCUGCGACCGGAGCGCUUGUUGAUGUUCAAGAUUACAAAGUUCGUCUGUCUCGUAACUGUAAGUGUUUAGUUUGAAAUGACUAGAUUAGCUACGUUAGCUAGCUAGCUUACAGCAGAUCUGCGAUAACAUCAGAAAGAGUCAUGUGAUCACGUUGUUAAAAGCUGAUAAAUCAUUUUAGGUGAGUUUCCGACAACAGAGACAGUUGUUCAAUUUUUAUAACACUGAACGUCACCAAGCACUCCGGUCCCAGCUGUGUGCGUCACUCUUUAGUGUCCCCUGGCCUCCCAGCUGUGUGCGUCACUCUUUAGUGUCCCCUGGUCUCCC